GACGCUGAGAGGCAGGAGGCACUUGGGAUCGUCCGCAGGAUUGGGACUGCUACAGAGGCCGCCACGGAGCCCGCCGGAGCCACCGUUCCUGCUGCUGCUGCCGCCGCUGCCCGAAUCGGAACCGUCGGGCCGCAGCCGCCGGCAAUGCCGCGAAGGAAGAGGAAUGCAGGCAGUAGUUCAGAUGGAACCGAAGAUUCCGAUUUUUCUACAGAUCUCGAGCACACAGACAGUUCAGAGAGCGAUGGCACAUCCCGCCGAUCUGCCCGAGUCACCCGCUCCUCAGCCAGGCUAAGCCAGAGUUCUCAAGAUUCCAGCCCUGUUCGAAAUUUGCAGUCUUUUGGCACCGAGGAACCUGCCUAUUCUACCAGAAGAGUGACCCGUAGUCAGCAGCAGCCCACCCCAGUGACUCCGAAAAAGUACCCGCUUCGGCAGACUCGUUCAUCUGGCUCGGAAACUGAACAAGUGGUUGAUUUUUCAGAUAGAGAAACUAAAAAUACAGCUGAUCAUGAUGAGUCACCACCUCGAACUCCAACUGGAAAUGCACCUUCUUCUGAGUCUGACAUAGACAUCUCCAGCCCCAACGUGUCUCAUGAUGAGAGCAUUGCCAAGGACAUGUCCCUGAAGGACUCGGGCAGCGAUCUCUCUCAUCGACCUAAACGCCGUCGAUUCCAUGAAAGCUAUAAUUUCAAUAUGAAGUGUCCUACACCAGGCUGUAACUCUCUAGGGCAUCUUACAGGAAAACAUGAGAGACAUUUCUCCAUCUCAGGAUGCCCGCUCUAUCAUAACCUCUCAGCCGAUGAAUGCAAGGUGAGAGCACAGAGCCGGGAUAAGCAGAUAGAAGAAAGGAUGCUGUCCCACAGGCAAGAUGACAACAACAGGCAUGCAACCAGGCACCAGGCACCAACAGAAAGGCAGCUGCGAUACAAGGAAAAGGUUGCUGAACUCAGGAAGAAAAGAAAUUCUGGACUGAGCAAAGAACAGAAAGAGAAAUACAUGGAACAUAGACAGACCUAUGGGAACACUCGGGAACCUCUCUUGGAAAACCUGACAAGCGAGUAUGACUUGGAUCUUUUCCGAAGAGCACAAGCCCGGGCUUCAGAGGAUUUGGAGAAAUUAAGGCUACAAGGCCAAAUCACAGAAGGAAGCAACAUGAUUAAAACAAUUGCUUUUGGUCGCUACGAGCUUGAUACUUGGUACCAUUCUCCCUAUCCUGAAGAAUACGCACGACUGGGACGUCUCUACAUGUGUGAAUUCUGUUUAAAAUAUAUGAAGAGCCAAACUAUACUCCGCCGGCACAUGGCCAAGUGUGUGUGGAAACACCCCCCUGGUGAUGAGAUAUAUCGCAAAGGCUCAAUCUCUGUGUUUGAAGUAGAUGGCAAGAAAAAUAAGAUUUACUGCCAAAAUCUGUGCCUGCUGGCCAAGCUUUUUCUGGACCAUAAGACAUUAUAUUAUGAUGUGGAACCCUUUCUCUUCUAUGUUAUGACAGAAGCGGACAACACUGGCUGUCACCUGAUUGGAUAUUUUUCCAAGGAAAAGAAUUCAUUCCUGAACUACAACGUAUCCUGUAUCCUUACCAUGCCACAGUACAUGAGACAGGGCUAUGGCAAGAUGCUCAUUGAUUUCAGUUAUUUACUUUCUAAAGUGGAAGAAAAAGUUGGGUCUCCAGAACGUCCACUCUCAGAUCUGGGGCUCAUAAGUUAUCGUAGUUACUGGAAAGAAGUGCUUCUCCGUUAUCUGCAUAAUUUUCAAGGCAAAGAGAUUUCUAUCAAAGAAAUUAGCCAGGAGACAGCCGUGAAUCCUGUGGACAUUGUCAGCACUCUGCAAGCCCUUCAAAUGCUCAAGUAUUGGAAAGGAAAACACCUAGUUUUAAAGAGACAGGACCUGAUUGAUGAGUGGAUAGCCAAAGAGGCCAAAAGGUCCAACUCCAAUAAAACCAUGGAUCCAAGCUGCUUAAAAUGGACCCCUCCCAAGGGCACUUAAAGUGACCUGUCAUUCCGAGCCAGCGAACCCCAGCAGUAGGAAUCCGUACCCUAGGGAUCUGUCUGUCAUUUCUGUUGCUCUUGUGAUUGGCAAGUACAGUAUCCUUUGGGAAGGCCAUCCCCCUCAGGACUGUCCUGGCUCUGACCUUCAUUUACACUGCAGACGCUGGUUCUGAGGAACUGUUGUUUCGGCCUCAGUGAGGUUGCCUGGAUGGGAUCUGUGUUAGACUCAAGUGCAGAUCCCUCAUAGCACUGACCCAAGGAGUUCUGUUAUGGUACUGUACCUGUCCAGUCACUGGUUCCCUCCUCAUGUUCUCUAGCCCCAUGAGGUGUGUCUUGUCCUCUGAACUUUGUACUAGUGCUUCUUGCCACCUGGUCACCAGACCUCCAAAUAUGGUUGCCACUACCAGGACCUUUCCAGUUACUCCUUACAAGUGUUUUUGUGGAGGGGCAGGGAAGAGGCAGCACUUUGAGGGUUUGUGUGUUUGUGUACUAGGAGGGGUUCAUUCACAUGGGAUUUCAUCUCGCUUUACCUUUUUUUCCUCUGUUUUUAUUGGAAGACUUGUUUUUUGAUCAGUAUUGGGCUGCCCAGAGCCAAAUACUUCUUAAGAGUUUCCCAGAGAUUAGUUUUGGUAACAGCACAUAAUCCAUCCAAAUGAGAUGGUGAGAGGAAUAAGAAAGAGGUGGUGAUUUUGUAUUUUGGUUUGAGUUCACCUGUGGGCAAUGGGCAGUGUCUUGGUGGAAGGGAAUGGAUAAUUCUUUUGCCUCACCACAAAGUGCCCAGCAGUAAAUAUUUUCUUCUCUCUUUACUCCCUGCCUCUUUUUACAUCUGCAGGUGCCAAAAUAAUUUCCAGUUCUCCCUUUUAUGCUCCAUGUUGACUGGUUAAUAGUACUGCAAAACCCUUUCGCUUGUGCCAGUCUGGUAUAGGACCACCUGUACUUCCACAUAAGUUGCACUGACUUUGUCCAGAGCAUCCUGGGAGAAGUUGAAAGUGAUUGAAAAUGACUUCCUGUCUUAGCCCAUGCCUCUCAGCGAGGCAGAGUGGCUACCUGCCAAGGUUUGCUACUCUUUUCAACAGUUUCUUACCCUCCUCUAGAACUGAAGUGCUUCUGCCCUUCCAAGAACUCCUCCUCCAUUUCCUUUUUGGGAUUUGACACCAUCCUCCUCUUCUCUGGUGUCCUAUUUUUGGUGUUAUUCAAGUGAAGGAAGAGAUGUUCCCUCUAAUUUCUCCCUAGCCCUUUAUAACCUGCUAUCUUGGGGCAGCUUUUGAUGUCUGACAUGUCACUCUUCCCAACUUGGUCUCCUACAACACUGCUGUCUUCAUGUGGCGCCCUUACCACAAUCCCGACUCUGGUCAUUUGUGCCUUUUUCUUGUCAUCUCUGUACACUACUUAUAUUCACUGUGGGUUGGGGGGAGCUGAUUUUAAGCAUGUUCAGUGGCAGCUCCCCUCCAGUUUCAGUGUCACUGUUAAAAUUUAUCCAAAAGCAACUUCACUGGGGGUUUUCUUAAGGGGUAAAGGCCUUUUACAGAUGCUAAACCCUUCCCCACAUGUGGUAGAAUGUGCUCUUCUAUAUCUAUUCCUCAAUAAAGCAUGUUCUCUGCUCAAGUCCGUUUUAUCUGGGACUCUCAUUUGUGUAUGAAAAUGACACAGCUGACCUGCUACUAAUAGUAAGUGCAGUGGGGACUUGUUUUCUCUAGCAGUAAACUGUUGAGGGAUGUGGUUUGUGGCUAUGGAAUUGUUUUUCCCUGUGAUGCUAGUCAUAGAGGGAGCGCUUAGUCUGAACUUGUGUAGUUAGGAUGAAUUCAGACUGCCUUCUUUGGGUGCCAGCAGUGGCUACUUGGUAUUUCACAUUCUUUUUUCAUCUGAUUUUAGAGGCAAAGGAACCAGCAGGAAGGGAGUAUAGGUAGGAUAUGAUGAAUACUUAAGAGAGGCAGAAACAGGUAUCUCUUGUCUCCAAGCACAUUCGCCAGUAGUGAGCUGUGUCACCUCUAAUCCUUCCUUCUCUUCCAUAUUGUUUCUGAAAGCAGCUACAUUUUCCUGCAGCUUUUAUCCAGUGCAGGAAAAGGAGGACGGUGGGAGUUGUGUUGCUGGGAUGGUUUUGUUCACUGUGGCUGGGAAUGCUGAGACCCUACACCCCUGGGUACACUUAAGAGUCUUUUGCAAGGCUGGAGUCCUUGUGCACCA
Molecule: messenger RNA, 4166 nt
Organism: Sciurus carolinensis (gray squirrel)
Lineage: Eukaryota; Metazoa; Chordata; Mammalia; Rodentia; Sciuridae
Gene: Kat7
Product: lysine acetyltransferase 7
Exons: 15
Coding region: 145-1980 (611 amino acids)
Biological process (GO): regulation of DNA-templated transcription
Cellular component (GO): nucleus
Molecular function (GO): histone acetyltransferase activity; zinc ion binding
Source: RefSeq, a predicted model, not a curated record